UGUAAUUCAAAUAAGAGUCCACAAUUGUCAUUUACCUAAAAACAUUGACUCAUUUUACCACCUUAUAAACUGACCAUAUCAUGAAAAGCAUGGUAUUUUUUAUCGUUCCAUUCUGUGUUUUUCUGCUGAUUUUAUCAACUGGUUGUGAUGCUGCAUGGGAAACAAGACGUGCAAAACCGUCUCAGACUUGCCAGAAAGUAGAUGCCGCUCACCUUCACUUGACCUUGGAAGGGAUAUGGUAUGAGGUCAAGAGGUCAGGGUCAAUUGAGUUCGAUGUUGUGCCUCUCAGGUGUCCAGUGAUGAGCAUUGGUUUCUGGAAAUACGGAUACGGCUGGCAUCUUCAGUUGAACAAGACUGCCUUCACUACUCUGCGAUAUCCGAAGACGACUAACCACUUUGCCCAUCAGCCAUUCUCCCUCCAGUCUACAUCAGAGGGGGCAUUCGUGUACUCGGAGGACAAACUUCAGCCACACAAAAAAGAGCCAGACUUUUUCAUAGUCCAUUUUGGAGACCAGUUCCUCCUGACUUACUCAUGCAUAGAAAAAGCCAGGGGUGUGUUCGAGGAGUCCGCCUCCAUCUACUCACGUGACCCGCAUCCCAAAAAGCGUGAACUUAAAGAGGCGGAGAAAGUGUUCCAGGAAAAAGGAAUUGAAGUGAAAUUGGAAGACGUGGACCAACACAGGUGUCCAGAGUUUGGACUCGAUUCAGUCGGAGAACUGUCUAGAUCAAUGCGGACUCUGAAGGUGUUUAAUGAGCGAAGCCAGAACUUAGACUGGGAAUAUCUGGCAUACAAAUUGUGUUUUCUAAGAGCAGAGAGUUUAGAGGCGAGGGCUAGUUGCUGGCUCAAUUACACAUCAAAUAAAAGAGACCACCAGAGACUGCUGAAGUUGGAUCCAUUUUGAUCAUGUCAUGUUUGUGUGAGCGAAGAGAUAUUCAAAAUAAACCUAAAAAUGGCCUUCAGAAUACUUCAGUUUCAUUCAUAUGCUCCAGAACUUUAAUUUUAUUUCAAAACACGACUGUUGUGAUCAAACCAUUUUUGAGGGAAAUAAUUUUAACGUCUAUGAAGAGGA
Symsagittifera roscoffensis is the source of this 1070-nucleotide messenger RNA. RefSeq lists its product as uncharacterized. The coding region runs from base 81 to 902 and encodes 273 amino acids. The transcript is spliced from 3 exons. NCBI's taxonomy places the organism in Eukaryota, Metazoa, Xenacoelomorpha, Acoela, Convolutidae. The record is from RefSeq and is a predicted model, not a curated record.